Durusdinium trenchii is the source of this 606-nucleotide messenger RNA. The record is from the annotation of a GenBank genome assembly. Lineage: Eukaryota; Dinophyceae; Suessiales; Symbiodiniaceae.
GACAACUAACCUGACCAAAGACGGGGGCGAGUGCCAUUCGGACCACGACUCCCGCGCGGCAUUCUUGUUUGGGGGAUGAGCAACAAGCCCAAACGGCCGAAGUACGAGACAGUCUCGUACACGCCGCCCACACCCCAAGUUUUUGGCAACGCCGCACCUGUGGAUUUGCCCACGAAGUCUUCUGGCAGUUCGUCCUUCAGUGUAGAUCGGCCGAGGAACCGGCCCAAACUUCAAGACCGCUUGGCGGUGUAUGAGGAUGACAAUCCUCGAUGUCAACAAAUCAUUUGUGCAGUGGGCGUGCUUUUCCCACCUCUUUGGCUGGUGGGCGCAGUCAUGUACGCGACAACGCCUGCUUCGAAGACUGCGUCUCGGGAGGCAGGCUUCAAGAACUUGGUUUUGACGAUCAUCCUCACAGUUCUGCUGUUGGCGGUUGGUGUGUACAAGUUUGUUGGCUCAGGCUAAAUCACAAAUCCAAAAAUUGGUCAAGCAAACAUGAACAAUAUCAAAUAACUGUUUAAUCAAAAAAAAAAAACUUUACUUCGAGUGAUCCCCACCGUGACAUUUCAAUCAGUUGUUUUCAUGCCAUAGUGAGGCACAUGUUGCCAU